CAGUGGUACAAGAAUGGCUAUCUCAGUACUCCGGCUGACAAUUGUCCUGGGACUGCUUUUCUUAAUCCUGACCUGCCAUGCAGAUGAUAUACCAGAAAACAAGCCAGAAGACUCAGGCAAAAGCCCAGAGAAAGAUUUCCCCAAAUUCCUAAACAUCCUAGGCACAGAGAUAAUUGAGAAUGCAGUCGAGUUCAUCCUCCGCUCCAUGACAAGGAGCACAGGAUUUGUGGAAUUUGGUGAUAAACAAGGAGAACAUUCAUCAAAGUGACCUCCGCAGGACACACCUGUCUGGCUCCUGGACAAUCCAAGGGCAGUCAAACCCUGCUUUUCCGGUUCAUCUCCUUCAUGAGAGUUCCAGGACCAAGGCCUCAAAGCAGCUCUCAGGAGUUCUCAGGAUCAGGUCCUGAAUUCAACCAAACACAACUCAUUUUGAACACCUGGCUUUGCAAUUUUGCUCCUGGAAAGUCAGCAUAACUGUUUACUCUUUGAUGUCACGUACCUUAGUUCAUGGAGAAGAAAUUUGUUG
Messenger RNA from Microcebus murinus (gray mouse lemur), 526 nucleotides. RefSeq names its product chromosome 21 C5orf46 homolog (gene C21H5orf46). The record is from RefSeq and is a predicted model, not a curated record. NCBI's taxonomy places the organism in Eukaryota, Metazoa, Chordata, Mammalia, Primates, Cheirogaleidae.